CCGCAUCAAACUCUCAACGGUCAAAAAUUCAAAAUCCAUCACUUUCAUGGCCGUUUCUCAAUUUCAUUCUUUGAUAAACAAUAUUUCUUCCAUCUUUACAUACAAAGCUAACUCACUUUACACAAAUCAAUCAUGAGGUUCUGCUUUCUACCUUGUUUCUCACCUUCCAAACGCCAAAACCACUUUUCUUCUUCUGAGCCUCUCAAUAAUGCUAAUGAUACCAUUCAUCCAAAUCCUGUCCUUGAAGAAUCCAUCCACUGGAUAUCAUCAGAAUCAAAGGAAAAAGUAACACCCACCAAACAAAACCAUGAACAAGAUGAAUGUUCAGAUUCACUCUUUUCUGUUUCUAUUGGUCGUGGAAAACCAGUGUCAGCACAAGAAAAUGCUGCUGAGACUGAAGUUACCAGUACUCCAAUGAAACUCCAUCCAAGUGUUCCGGAACCAAAGCAAAAGUCCACCGAAGGCAAGGGUGAAAAAGAAGAAGAUAGAAAGGUGAAUCAAUCUCUGUUGGAGUAUAGAUAUCGAGAAUGUUAUGAUAAUGAUGGAAACGAUGAUAUUAACCUUGAUGAUGAUGAUGAUGGUGAUGAUGAUUUUCUCAAUGAGAAAACAGAAAAUGGGUCUUCAGAAUCUUCUUUGUUUUCUCUAUCCACUGAUUUUAGUGACAGAAAAAAAGUUUCAUUUUCAUCAACUGAAAAUGUUGAUAACGAAGUUAGCAGUAAAAUGGUGGCACUCCAAGAAGAUGAUGAUGAAGUUUUGUCAGUGCUGAAUCCAAUUGAGAAUGUUAGUUGUCAAGGGAAGGUGAAAGCGUUGAAUCCUAUAAAGAAAGACAAAGAAAAUAACUAUAGGAUUGAAGAAGAGACUAGUUUGAAGGUAUCAUCAUCAUCUAAGAGAAAGAUGAAGGAGGAAAUUGGGGUAGAUACGAGCCUCUCGGAUUGGUUGGUUGAAUCAGAAAAUAAGGAAAAUAUAGGAAAAAGAGGAGAUGUUGAGGAUAGGCCAAUUCUGAGAACAUUGAGAGUUGAAGAAAUAAGAAAGUGUAGUUCAGUCUCUAAAACAUGUUCUAAAUCCGACAAAUGUGUAAAGGAUGGGAAACAAGAUUGGAGUUCAGCAACGAUAAAGACCAGACAAGAACCAGCGUUUGAAGGCAGUGUUGAAAACUGAGAUGAUUGAGAUUUCCUGGUUUUUGUUUUGUGCAAAUACCAUGUAAUUAAUUAAGACUCUGGUUUUUUCAUUUGUUCUAUUUUGUUUUUGUAUUUGCAAUCAUUGGGAAAUAAAUGAGUGUUUAGGAUGUGA
Molecule: messenger RNA, 1290 nt
Organism: Lathyrus oleraceus (garden pea)
Lineage: Eukaryota; Viridiplantae; Streptophyta; Magnoliopsida; Fabales; Fabaceae
Exons: 2
Coding region: 133-1158 (341 amino acids)
Biological process (GO): male meiosis II
Source: RefSeq, a predicted model, not a curated record